Molecule: messenger RNA, 4156 nt
Organism: Raphanus sativus (radish)
Lineage: Eukaryota; Viridiplantae; Streptophyta; Magnoliopsida; Brassicales; Brassicaceae
Exons: 10
Coding region: 1048-2649 (533 amino acids)
Source: RefSeq, a predicted model, not a curated record
GAAAAGGAAAUUUCUCGAGCUUCGGUUUUCUCUAAUGGCGACGAAGAUGAAAAAGGAGAUUAUCGAUGAUGCGUUUCAGUCAACCUUAAAUCGUAACACUCUUACCGUCAAGAAGUUGUGAAUCUGAUGUUUUAUCUUUACGAAUCAAGAUCGAACAUGAAGAAGAUGAAGUGGUGGAUAUGCGUGGUUGGGAAAGCUUUUGUAUGAAAAUAUAUAUAUUUUUCGGACACAACCAUAGACACAGAUCUACAAUCCGCAAGGAAACUCUUUACUUCUAUCCGUUAAAGCAGACUGUAACCUCUGUUCGUCGAUCUACAAAUGUCUCUGCAAAUAAAAAGGUUGAGAUGAAGCUGAAGCUCUGUCGUGUCACUAUGACUCAUAUCCUUCAAGUAACAGCUAAGAGGAAGUAUACAGGAGGUUGGGAAUCGCUCUAUUUGGGGAAAUAUAUAUCAUCUUCUUACAGAGUUUACCUUGAACAUGUGAAGCACCGUCGAGACAUGGUCAUGAUGAACAAAGACAUAAGGAGUUGUCAUAUUUAAAAUUCGCAAGGGAUACGGUUCAUAGCGCAAAGACAGAUACAGAAAGAGUGAAGCUUCAAGUUACAGCUAAGAGGAAGGCUAGAGGAGGUUGGGUCACCUACAAAUGCAUAUGGAUCAUCUACUUACCUGGUUUACUUGAAGAUGUGAAGCACCAUCGGACACAUGAUGAUGAAUCGUGACCAAACACUUAAAGGAGUUCUCAUAUAAGAAAGAAGGGAUACAGUUCAUAGCGCAAAGACAUAUACAGAAAGAUAAGUUCUCAAUUCAUUUCUCAAAUGUUAAACAAACAUGAGAGUUUAGUUUAUAUGUCAAAGUUAUAAGUAGUUAUGUUUUUUGUCACACUUGUAAUGCAACAUUGUUUAUAAUGUUUGAUCGUAACUUCAGUUUAACACAUCUUACUGUACUUAUUUUAUUUCUGAAAUAUUUGAAUAAUUUUUUUUUCCUUUGUUAGUGAAGGUUGUGAGAAAGGAUACAAUCGGAGUGAGGGUUGUCAUAUGCACAUAGAGUAAUGCACAAACUUGCCAAAAAAGAAGUUGAGGACCCUAUCAAGUUGUCUGGAAAACUCACCAGAGCGCUUUACAGGAAGCUGCAGCAUAGCCCUAACACUUGGGGAGCUUAUACCACUUCGAGAGUUGGGUCAGCUAGGUUUCCUGAACGAUACAAGGCGUCCUUCCCUGAUUCAGUGACGGUCGCUGGUUUAGAAGUCUUUGAAGGUGAUUCGGUAUUCGAAGUCUCGUCUGGAGCCAGUACUUCUGAGAAGAGUCAGUCACAGAAGAUGCCUAUUCAGCCCUCCUUCCGUUCCAUAGGUAGAUCGACCAAGGCUGCCAGCUCCUCUAGAGGAAGCGACAAGAACCAAGGAGGAUCCUUCCUUGACUCCGUGAAGGAGGUCCUUGAUGAGGGAGGCUCUGCUCCUGCUAAAGAUGUUGGUCCUUCGGAGCCCAGAGUUCAGGAAGUUGGUCUCCCUUCCGAGGUUCCGAUGACGGAAGCUGAUCCUCAAUUGGCGAGGGAUCCCUCAGAAUUUGAGCCUCCGAGGAGCAAGAGGUCCCGGACAGAACAAGUUGACAGACCCUCGAGCUCUUCCUCCUCCUCUUCUAGGGGGGGAACCAUUGGCUGGAACUUUGCCCACUCGAAGCCUGGGUCAGUCUUAGAUGACUCAUGGGGUUUGGCUACGUUAAUGAGGCAUAUGAAGAGGACUGGAUGUGCUCUCCCCUCGAUCGCCAACCUCUCCAACAAAGAGGAGUAUGUUGACAUUGCCCAUCACAUGGGUCAGCUGGCUGGCGCUAUCAACAGGGCUCAAUUCAAGUUCGAGGAAGCUGUGCACAAUGCCCCCAGUGCUGAGGAAUUAGCUCAGGUCACUGAUCUAGUCAAGGCUACCAAGGCUGAGCUCAAUCAGACUCGGGCUCUGAUCUCGGAACUUCAAGCUGAGGUUAAGAGACUUGGCUCCAAAUGUGAUGCUCAGCAAGGGACGAUCGAGAGCCAGUUGAUUGACCUCCAGGUGAAGAAUAGGAAGAUUGGGGAUUUGGAUGCUUCUCAGAAGAUAGCCGAGUACCAAGUCAAAGAGCUGAUUGCUUCAUCUCAGAGCAUCCAGAAGAACAAAGAAGCUGAGGUCAAGCUAGCCGUCCGGAGAGGUAAGAGGGAGGUAGCUGAUGCCUACAACAAGGUUCUGGUUGCUGUCAAGGAGAAGUUCUCCAAGAAGAAAGAUGAAGUUGAUCUCUUGGUUCAUGCUCAAGAGGUUCAAGCCAACACUCAGCUCCUGAAAGACAUGCUGGAUGGCGAGAUUAAGAGUGCUGAGGAUGAGUACGCUCGUUUGGUAGCUAUGAUGCCAGAAGCUAUUGCUGCGUAUGAGAAGGCUCAGGUCUCGGACUUUUCGAUCAGCAAGCUCCCCCUUCCUCAACUCUCUGAGAGCUUAGGUACUUUUGAGGUUAAUGUGUUUAAUCUCUCCUUUUCUGGAGAGUUCAGUUCUAAUUUGGGAUUGAUGGGUUCUUGCUCAGCCCCAAUUGAAGCCGCCCCGGGAGAUGGCGACAAGGAGAUGGAGGAAGAGGUUCCUGAAGAGAAGGAUGAUCUGGUUGACAAGGGAGCUGAGAAGAGCUCGGAUGACAAGGAGGUUUAAGAGCUGAGGCUCUUUCAUGUGUUUCUAGGAUUUCCGCCCAAUGGGCUUUCGUUUCUUUUAUUUCUAAGACUUAUAGCCUGAGGAGGCUUUUAAACCUUUGUUUCUGUUAAGGUCUUUUGAACCUUUGUUGGCCUGAGGAGGCCUUUAAACCUUUUAUCUAUCAAGACUUGGUUUUCAGUUUCGUUUUAAGUUUCUCGAUUUGACUUAGUCAUUUUUUGGAUGAACUCGAAUUUGGUUAAGAGUUUCGAUAGGGAAUGUGCUUUGGUUACUAAUUAAGAGGUUUAGUGAAUCCUCCGAAUUAGAUCCCUGAUUUCAUGAUAAGUCUUGGAGACUUGGAUCGUUUUUGGCCCCUUAAGAGAGGUUCCUGAAGUAUCGAGGUUAGCUUAAGGUUUUUAGGAGCAUGAGUUUAACUCGGGUACCUUAGGUGGGGGUUCUUGGGAACCUGAAUUUGUUUACGGGAUUUUAAGACCCAUUGGAACUUGUUUAGGAUUUUAAGACCUUUCGAAAUUUGAUAAGGGUUUUAAGACCUUUGUAUUUUGUUGAGGAUUUCGAGAUUCUAGGUUUAGGUCCGAGGUGACCUGACCUUGUUCGAAGGAUUUUAAGACCUUGAUGAUUUCUAAGGGUUUUAAGACCUUAGGUUGAGGUCAAUGGAGACCUGACUUUGUUUGAAGGAUUUUAAGACCUUUAGUGGUUUCUAAGGAUUUUUAAGACCUUAGGUUGGUUUAUCAAAUUUGAUUUCGUUUGAAGGAUUUCAAGACCUUUAAGAUUAUUAAGGAUUUUAAGACAUUAGGUUCAGGUUCAUGGAAACCUGAGCUGAUCCGAAGGAUUUUGGGACCCUAGGUCCGUGUUUAUAGGGACCUGUGUUGUUAAAGAAUUGAGACAUCAAGGAUAAUUGCUUUAUUGAUAAUUGGAUACUUGGUAUCAUAAUAGUCAUACAAUUGCUGUAUUAUAAUGGUUAUACACUUGCUGCUUGAGCUAUGUGAUUUUAAUCAGACAUAUGCCCCCCUUGGUUGUGGUGAACAAAGUGUUGAAAUGAGGUUGGGGCUGCACUCAUAACGGAGUUGCCUACGUACCCAGUCAAGGGAUCAAGCCUAACGUAGUUCAGGAAUUUUAGGUACCUAAUGAUAGUAUCUCUUAAGAUUCGUGGCGUUCCACGAUCUGAUUUCAGGUACCCCGGUUCGCACCUUUCGGAGCUUGUAAACGCCAGGUCGUACCACAUGGAUGAUCUGAUAGGGACCUUCCCAGUUGGUUCCUAACUUUCCAGCAUCUGGUUCCUUGGUUCCUUCGAAAACUUUCCUAAGUACUAGGUCACCUACAGCGAACUGUCGGAGCCUGACUUUGGAGUUGUACUGUCGUGCCAUUGCUUGCUGAUAGUUUUGAAUGCGAAUCAGGGCUCGGUCCCGUCUUUCCUCGAUUAGAUCGAGGGUGUCCAUUAGGAGCUGAUCAUUAGCUGCGGGGUCGGAUGUACAGAGCUCCCGGCGGAGGCUACCAGCAAUGGUUUCGGCUG